AUGGCCGAGCUGCGCGCGAUGAUGCAGGCCGCGAAAGAGCGGCGGACGCAGACCAAAGCGCCUCCCAAAUUUGCGAAGUGGCUCUCGAACGGCGAACUCCAGUGCCUGAUUUGCGGUGCGCACGUCCGGUCCGAAGCACUUUGGCCCGCGCACCUCCAGACCGCGACGCACCAGAAGGCGCUGUUAGAAUGGAAGAAGAAGGCGAUGCUGAAAAACGCGCAAUCUUCCGGUGCAACAGCUGCAGCGGCGCAACAGAAACUACCAGCAGCGGCUGCGACAUCUUCUCCAGGUGCGAGCGAGGACAAGGAAGCUGGCGCAGUAGACGAAGCUGCGACCACUGGUAAACCUAAACGACCAUCACCUUCAGGUCGUGGCGAAACAGCAGCAGCAACAAAACAGGACGCGGCCGGAAGUGUGAAAGACAAAGCACCAGUGAAACCGAAGCAAGCCAGUGCGGGUGCGGGCGGUUAUUCGUCGUCGGAAGAGGAGGAUGCAGAGCAAAAGCCAACCACAAAUGCCAAUGCUGUUUCUACCGAUAAUAAACAGCAACCCCCGCAGAAGGAAGUGCUACACCAGGAUGAUGAGCUCGGCAUCACCAUCUCCGUCGCAAAAAUCACCCCCGCAGGAGCACAACCUCCAGAACCGCAACCUCCGCAGAUCCCGACGAAAGCAGAGGAGAUUAAGCAGCGUGUGGUGGAGCGGUUGCAAAACAAGCGUCCAGAAGACGGUGAUCAUGCCCUCGGAGGAGACGCCGGCUCUUCCUACCAAGACCCGGCGCUGUUGAAGCGACGGAAGGUCGUCGGCCCAAUGUUGAUCGACAAUUUUGACGUGGAUGACAUCACGAUGGAGGAGCUGGAACUGUACCCGGAACUCGCUGGGUUCGCCGCAGGCACCACCCUCACCAGCGUUGACGGCGGGCCUGGGGAUGGGGGUGGAGUGCAACCAGGGACGAGCGCUGGAACAACAGGAAGUAGUAAUUCUUCUUCUAGCACAACAGCUGCUGGUGUUAUCAAGCAGCCCGCUUUAGUACGCACUGUCGUGGAGGAGACCCCCGUGAAUACGAACGUCCCGGCCGGGUUUUUCGACGAUGCCGAGGAGGAGGCGGAAGCCAAGGGGGUAACGAAGCCGUCGAAGCUGCGGGAGAUGGAGUUUGAGAACGACUUGAAACGGCUUGACAUCGAGGCGGACCGCGACCACCGCGAGGGGCAGGAGAAACGAAACCAGAUGGCGGACGAGCGACACCGGCGACAGCAGGAGGAAGAGAAAGACCGGCGGGAGGAAAUGAAUAUCCAGUGCAAAAGUAUCGUACUCGUAGUAAUUGCAUUUAUGCAUUACAAGUUUCUUUUGCAAGGUAAAUCAGCAUUACAAAUUUAAUGUGUAAUGCUAAGUCAAUUUGUAAUGCAAUUCGUACUAGUACGAUACUUUUGCAAUGCAUAAUGAAGGGACAGUUGCAGCGGAUGCGACAGGCACUGAACGAGCGGCAGAAAAAGCGGGAGGAGGAGAAGGAUUUAAAAGAAUCCUCGGACGACGAGAGCUCUUCGGAGGAAUACCACGGCGUGGAUUGGAGGUGUGGGUGAUGAAGAACAGUUUACUUUGAGUUGUACUGCUCUACUACCCAGCGACAAAGACAAUGCGAAUGCUUUAUCUGAUAUGUGCUAAUACUACCCGACCUUGAAUAAUACAGAAAUUCGAAUUGAAAUGUAG
Molecule: messenger RNA, 1704 nt
Organism: Amoebophrya sp. A120
Lineage: Eukaryota; Dinophyceae; Syndiniales; Amoebophryaceae
Source: the annotation of a GenBank genome assembly